Molecule: messenger RNA, 5363 nt
Organism: Siniperca chuatsi (mandarin fish)
Lineage: Eukaryota; Metazoa; Chordata; Actinopteri; Centrarchiformes; Sinipercidae
Gene: ccdc66
Product: coiled-coil domain containing 66
Exons: 21
Coding region: 284-2944 (886 amino acids)
Biological process (GO): cilium assembly
Cellular component (GO): cilium; microtubule
Molecular function (GO): microtubule binding
Source: RefSeq, a predicted model, not a curated record
GCAACAUCUUCUAACGUAAACGUCCAAAUGAAGACGUUUGAUUGGCCGUUAAUCUUACAGUGGGAAAGAAUUAGCCAAUCGGUGAAGCCGUUCUUGGUCGUUGUCAGCAACCAACGUACACAAUUUAACAACCAGGAACUGGCGUUUGACUGCCAGUGAGGUUAGUCCAGAACCGGACAGAAGCGCUUUUACUGGAUUAUACAUGUUUUACUAACCGUCUCUUUCUGUUUUUAUAAGGUUGUCGGUGAACGUGCCGCCGUCUCGGUAAAUAUUUUCUGUCGGCAUGAAUCUCGGAGACGGCCUGCUGUUUGAACUUGAAAAUGGAAAACCCAAAUUGAUUUUACUUAGUCAUGGCAUUGAGAAGAAUCCAGCAAAGCAGCUGUCCUUCAGGCCCAGAGCUGCAAACAUCCUGAGCUCCAGGCAGCCGUCCUGUGUGGAGGAGGUGCAGGGAGAGGAGCAUCCAGCCCGACAGCAGGCAGGGAGGCACAGAGAAAGCAAGAGCAAGGCAGGAGGAGCAGCCGUCUCCUUCACCUCCAACACCGCGUACACAGGGGGGAGGAGCACCCCUCUGACAUCAUCUAAGACACAUGAGCAUCACAAAGGGGGCAGCGGCUGUGCAGUUGUGGCCAAGGUGAAGUUAGACAGACACAAACACAGCACUACUGUUGGUUCCGUGAGAGCCAAUGGGAAAACAGGACAGCCUCAGAAUAGUGGGACACGAGUCGGUGGAAAGGUGGGACCAAAGGACACGCUGGCAAGUGGGGACGCAGGACUGAAGGAGGUGUGUCUGACCAAUGAGCAGCUACAGCAGAUCCUCAACACAGUGCAGACCUCCAGCAACGGCCGACACCCACCAGAGGACCACAGAACCCAGGGAAAUCAAUCAGACUUAAAAUCUGGCUCCUCACUGAAUGGAAGAGGAGGAGGAGGGAAGAGGAAGGAGGAAGACAGAGGAGGAGGGGAAGAAAUAAAGAAGGGAGGAGGAGGAGGAGGAGGAGGAGGAGGAGGAACUGAUAUAACUGAAAGCUCACAGGAUAAAGACAGCAGGUUGUCUGGAUGUCUGUUCAGCUGGCUGGAGGAGCGACAGUCAGACAGCAGAGCGGCCAUCGACGCCAAGAAGACUCAGUGGAGGAGAGAACUAGAUGAACAAGUGGCACUGAAGCAGCAGCAGCAGCAUUCAGCCCCUGGCAGACUCCAGGCUGAGGAGGACACAGAGAGUGUGUUAUCAGUUCAGAGCUCCGUCAGCCACAGAGAACAGCAUGCAGCCAUCAGAUCUAGCCUCAGAUUCGGGGAGGUCAGUCCAAUGGAGGAGGUGCUGAGUGUCGAGAGGAGAGAGGAGCAGAGGAGACGCUGGCUGGAGGAGCUGGACCGACAGAGAGAGGAGACGACUGAACGCAGGAGACAAGAGAAACUGCUGCAGAGCCAGACUGAGGACCACGAGCUCUGGGCCACACACUUUGACUCGCUGCAGAGAAGGCCUCCGGUCCAAACUUCGGCUCCACCUCCAGCCCCGUCUAACGGCUCUGAGCGAGGAGAGUGGGAGCCCUCGUCCACCCUGUCCCUGGUCUGGGAGGCCAGGAGCAGCAGUGGAGCAGAGAGUGUCGGGGGAGCCAGCGUGGAUACAACCAGCGGAUACCCGACCAGAGCCAGCUAUCUGAGGACCAUGACGUCCCUGCUUGACCCCGCUCAGAUAGAAGAGAGAGAGAGGAGGAGGCUCAAACAGCUGGAGCAGCAGCGAGCAAUCGAGGCCCAGGUGGAGGAGCGUCGGCGUCAGAGGGAGCGAGAGGAGGCAAGGAGGAGAGAGGAGGAGGAGGAGGAAGAGAGGAGGGUGGCACUGGAGAGAGAGAUGCUGGAGAGACGGUACGAGCUGGACACACAGAGGGUGCGGCAGAAGCCGAGCCAUCAGGCAGAGCAGCCAAAAGAAGUCCACGAUAACGAAAGACAUCAGGAGACACUGGAGCCCAGCGCAGUUACCAGACAUGGCGAGUGUUUGGAGGAGGAGGCGGUCAGCAGUUCAGCCCCCCCCUACAAAGACACUGCUGUACAGACAGAAGCAGCUCCCUCCCUCCCACUCAGAGCCGACAGAGUACAGACUCCUCACGUCUCUGCACAGUACCAGCCACCUCCUUCUCUGUCUGCUGCUCCUCCAAACAGCAAGAACCGAGUGGUGAGAACAGGCAAGGAGAACAUCUGUCUGCCAGGAGGAGGUGGAGGAGACCCAUAUGAGGCGUUUGCCAGGACAGAGAGGAGCAGGAGAGACAAGAGGAGGCCUGAGUGGAACACACAGAGGCCCAGCCGUCGGUUUGUUCCAGCCUCGGAGCGUUACCCGGCCCCUCUGCAGAGGAACAGACAGGAGAGUCGACUGAAGAGGCAGGCCGAGCUCCUCGCUCUGCAGGAGAAGACCUGUCUGUCCAGGACCGAACCUCCUCCUCUUCCUCAUCAGCACCAGGAGCCUCAUCUCCUCUCCAACCCCACACAGACCAGAACCAGUCCCACCAGGAAGGUGGAGAGUGUUUCCAAAGGACACAGCAUCUCUGCCGCCAUCAACACUGAAAGGGGGCGCUCUCCUCUCGUCAGACACAGAGUUCAGAGUCAACAGGUCCCGCCCUCCUCCUCCACCCCUCCUCCUCCUCCUCCUCCAGUCCUGGAGUUCAUUCCUUAUGUCCGGACUGAUGAAGUCUUCAACCUGGAUCCACUGGAGCCUGCUGACACCCCCCCACCUCACACACACACAGCUCCUCCUCAGAGCUCAGCGUCUCCUCCUGCUCCCUCACAUCGAGAUCCCCUCCUCCACCCUGAGCUGCUUCGUAACACACACACACACCGACAGCAGGAGAUCCUGCGAGGCCUGGCCCAGCUGCGGCAGGGUUUAUUACAGAAGCAGAGGGAGUUGGAGACGGAUCUGAAUCCUCUACUGAAGCGCCACGACAACGAACCCCGAUGACCUCUGACCCCUGCUCCGUGUGUUCCUGAUGCAGGACGGAGACGUUAACACUACAGUGUUUCAACCAGCCGCCGCGGAGAACACUGAACAGAAAACCCACAGUGUUCUCUCGGGAUCUCGUUCAGUCGGCCAACACUUGGAAACUGGAUGUUCAAUGUGCCACAACAUGGAUCGCUCUCAUCAAGGUUCACAUUUCACUUGAAUAUCAACAAACAGCUGCAGCAGAUUUUUGGUUUUCAAAGUAAAGCUGAUCGUAUCGGAGUGAAUUUGACAGAUAAUCUUGAUUUGGGGCUGUAUGUCCCACCUGUCCUGGUUGAAUGCACCGUCAGGAGGCAGAAGGGCUUGUUUUUUUGUUUUUUUUCCCUGCCAGCAGCUCAACACAAGACUAUUUCCCAAAUCUGUUAUUUUGACUGUUGAAAACACACGGCUCUGUGUGCAUCUUCUGGUGCAGUCAGACUCAACACAAUUGAGAACAUAAUUGGCAGAUUAAUCGAUAAUGAAAAUAAUUAAAGACAUUAGCUGCUGCAGCCAUGUGCUCUGAUGAACUGUGGUGGAGUCAUACAGCUUCAUGGUUCAGAGAGACCUUUUCACUCAAAACAUUUUAAACUAGUGCGCAAAUUCACGCUGCCUAAAGCAAAUCCGCAUCUAUCUGCAACUACUGACGUGUUUCCACUGACUGUAUGCAACUGACCGAUCCUAAGCAACACCUCUUUCCCCCUCAGUGCACCAAUCACAGCUAGGCAAUAAUUUGGACAUCUUUUCACUCUAACCCCCAAUGUCUGUCGGGUGUGGAUGCGUUGUGUUGUGGCUCCGUCAUGGCCGAAAUGCUCACUACUGUUUGAAUAUUCACAUUUAUAUAUAUAUAUAUAUUCGAUCUGUUCAAAUUCAAAAUUGAGUGUGUAAGCUCAACAGGAAGAGACUUAUAAAGAGACUGCAUAAAGUUCGCUGACACUCUGAUAUCUAUAAACUAGGCUAUUGUUGUUCUCUUCAUUAAAGGAGAACUCCACUGAUUUUAGUCUGUUUACAGGUCUUGGGGAGUGCUAAUGUGCAUGUGUGAAAAAGGUUGUAUACAGCUUUGGUGGCUGCAGAGAGAGCUGCGUGAAGUCUGAUAAAUUGCCUCAAGUGAUGUCACUUGAGUCAGUGUCGGUUGGGGGCUGAAGACUACAAGUUUGAAAAUGAAAAAAACCUGGAGGUGUGAGGUUAGAAAGAGGUGAGCUCACCAGACCUCUGUAGCCAGCUCCUCAUCUCUGCUUGAGGCUAGUGCCCAGAGGCUACAUUAGCCGCUACUAGCAUAACACACAUUAAUCUCCCACAGAACUGUCAGCGGUAUAAAUGCAUUGUGGGUAAUGUAGGCGCCAGGUUUUGACAAGGAAGAAUGAGUUUUUAGAGUGCAAUGCUAAAUCGGUGGACUCCUCUUUUAACGCAAAAUAGAGAAAAUACUGAGCUGUAUUGAACGGAUAAUCGUGACACCAAGCCAUCUGAGAAGUGUUUUAAGCAGUCUGGAUUCUACAUACUGAUGGAAAAAUAGUGGAUUAAAAGGUAAAACUGCCUUACAGUAACGUCAGCUUAUCACUCAGUGAGGCAGCGGAGUCGCUGCAAAAGAACAGAGCGUUAACUACAACGUAUUGCGGACAAAUUAAGUUGAAAUAAUUUCAUGUUGGUUUGAAUUUGUGUGAACUUUAAUUUUUUGAAAAGGUCUUACAGGAGACUGAUUGUCUCCAUCAGACUGUGACACAGCUGCAUCCAGUGGACAUCGGGGGUUAUAUUUACUAUAGCAGUCAAUUGUGAUAGUCAGCUAAACAGUGUAGACAUCAGCAGCACAUCACAGUCACUAACAUUUGCUUUGCCUUCAGUCUGAACACCCAAUUUUAAAAUCUAGAAACAUGUCUGAAUUUCUGACAACUGUGAGUUGCAGGUUCAACACGAGCACUUGACUGAGUUUUUAACUUUGACUGAUUCACUACAAACACCUCAGUGUUUUCUUUAAAUCAUUUCUACCUCACAUCAGCACCUUUAUACCACCGAUGCUCCUCUGAAACUAAAACGGCGCUCAUGUUUUCUCUUUCCUCCACCGGGUACCUAAUGAGACAAACAUGUUUUCUCCUACUCACCAACUGAAUUUAUAUGGGUGACCAAUUUUAUGUGAAGACUGUAUUUUAUAAUUCUGUUUUUAAUGCACUUUCCGUAGGAAUGGCACUGUACCGAAGAGGUGUUUUGGGUUUUUUUGUCUUCUUCGGGGUUGGAGGCACCACAGUCCUUGUCUUUGGAGCACAGCUGACUUAAAAUCAUGAACGAAAGAUGUUUUUGUGUUUCUUCAGCUUCCUGCUGGACGAGGAGCUUUGUGUUGUCAUUCUUUCUGGUUUAAUUGUAUUAGUGUAUUUUUUAUUUAUUGCAAAUGUAAUAAAUAAUGUAAAGUGUA